Hippocampus comes (tiger tail seahorse) is the source of this 1452-nucleotide messenger RNA. RefSeq names its product lipase, gastric (gene lipf). Lineage: Eukaryota; Metazoa; Chordata; Actinopteri; Syngnathiformes; Syngnathidae. Gene Ontology annotation, molecular function: hydrolase activity, acting on ester bonds. The record is from RefSeq and is a predicted model, not a curated record. The coding region runs from base 171 to 1382 and encodes 403 amino acids. The transcript is spliced from 11 exons.
CAUGAUCAGGGUUCAAGCGCCUGAUCUCAGCUUCCGGUGAGUGAUCUCUCCUCAAUCGCCUUCAAAAAACUCCUUUCAAGUCGCAUAGACGCACUCCGCGGUGUCUUGAAUCGACCGUAGAGCCGGUGCCGCCUGUUUGCCUAUCUUUACAUUAGUUUCGUGGAGAGACUAUGCAGUGUACGCUUUGUGCAGUCUGGGCGGCACUGCUGUGCGGUGUGGCCCUGUCCGACUGGCCGCCAUCAACGGGGCGUCGCUCUAUUGACACUCAGCCACCGUUGGACCCUGAAGUACACAUGAACAUUACAGAAAUCAUCCAUCGAUGGGGCUACCCAGCGGAGGAGCAUGAGGUGAUGACAGAGGACGGCUACAUCUUGACGGUCAACAGGAUCCCUGCGGGACGCCAGCACGUGCAAAGUCCCCGAGGUGUGGUUUUCCUCCAGCACGGCCUCCUGGCAGCCGGCAGCAACUGGAUCACCAACCCGCCUGAGUCCGCCCUUGGCUUCACGCUGGCCGACGCCGGCUAUGACGUUUGGCUGGGGAACAGCCGAGGAAACACCUGGUCCAGGAAACACCGCACGCUCACGCCCGACCACGACGACUUCUGGAAGUUCAGUCAUGACGAAAUGGCCCUUUUGGAUCUUCCCGCGGUGCUGGACUACAUUCUCAAGGUGACGGGACAAGAGCAGAUCACUUACGUCGGACACUCCCAGGGGACCACCAUCGCCUUCAUGGCCUUCUCCACGCUGCCACACCUUGCCGCCAAGAUCAAAUUGUUUGUGGGCUUGGGUCCGGUGGCCACGGUGGCAUUUCCCACCAGCCCGAUGAGCAAACUGGCUGUCCUGCCCGAGUUCCUGGUUUGGGACCUGUUUGGAAGGCGGGAAUUCCUGCCUCAGAGUCACAUGAUCGAGUGGUUCGCCGAGCACGUUUGCGCCAAACAUCUGCUCGACCAGUUGUGUGGAAAUCUUUUCUUCGUCCUGUGCGGCUUCGACCGGCUCAACCUCAACGUGUCUCGCACGGCCGUCUACACCACGCACUGUCCUGCCGGCACGUCCGUCCAAAAUAUGCUGCACUGGGCGCAGGCCGUCACCAGCGGGAAGCUCUCGGCGUUUGACUUUGGCGCAGCGGGCAACAUGAAACAUUACAACCAGUCCACACCCCCCAGCUAUCACGUGCGCGACGUGAAGGUUCCCACUGCCAUCUUCUCGGGGGGACGCGACACGCUGGCUGACCCCAAAGAUGUGGCGUUACUCCUCACACAGCUGUCCAACUUGGUGUACGAGCAACACAUUCCCCACUGGGACCAUCUGGACUUCAUUUGGGGUCUGGAUGCCCCCAAGGUCAUGUUUCCUGCCAUCCUCAAGCUCCUGCAGCAGUACCACUAGAGGGCAGCACUCGCUCGCCGCCACUCAAUCAUCACUUGAAGUUGUCGAACCACCAAAGUCGACGUGCUGG